Engraulis encrasicolus (European anchovy) is the source of this 2073-nucleotide messenger RNA. Its product is annotated as protein NLRC3-like. The record is from RefSeq and is a predicted model, not a curated record. The coding region runs from base 1 to 2073 and encodes 690 amino acids. The transcript has 5 exons. NCBI's taxonomy places the organism in Eukaryota, Metazoa, Chordata, Actinopteri, Clupeiformes, Engraulidae. Gene Ontology annotation, biological process: intracellular signal transduction.
AUGGGGCAGUCUGUGUCUAAGAGGAGACCACCUUCUCCGGCACCCACCUGUGUCUCUAUGAGGAGUGACCAGUCCAUGGGUCGCCCCAUUGAAUUUAAAGGAGGAGACUCUUCACCUCAACUACAGCAACUUGAUCAUGUGCAAGAAAUGCAGCAAAUCCACAAGUCUCAUCUGCAGAAGAGGUUUCAGUGUCUGAUUGAGGGCAGCAUAGAGCAGGGAAACUCCACAGAACUGAAUAAGGUCUACACAGAUCUCUACAUCACAGAGGGGGGGAGGGGAGAGGUCAAUGAUGAACAUGAGGUCAGACAGCUAGAGGGAGCAUCCUGGAGAGAAGAGAAAUCAAUCAAAUGCAGUGACCUCUUUAAACCCGGAUCUGGAAAAGACAUAUCCAUCAGAUCAGUGCUGACUAAGGGAGUGGCUGGCAUUGGUAAAACGGUCUCUGUGCAGAAGUUUAUUCUGGACUGGGCUGAAGGGAAAGCCAAUCAGGAUGUCCACUUCAUAUUUCCUUUUCUUUUCCGGGAGCUGAACCUGAUGAAGGAGAAGAAACUCAGUCUGGUGGGUCUUAUCCAGCACUUUUACCCAGAGAUAAAAACAGAAGAAAUACUCACCAGUUCAGAGCACAAGGUGAUGUUCAUCUUUGAUGGUCUGGAUGAGUGUCGACUUCCUCUAAAAUUUAGACACUCAAAGUGUUGUGAUGUGGCAGAGCAGGUUUCAGUCGACAUGUUGCUGACAAACCUCAUCCAGGGAAAUCUGCUUCCCUCUACUCUCCUCUGGAUCACCACUCGACCAGCAGCAGCCAGUCAGAUCCUUUAUGAGUGUGUGGACCAGGUGACAGAAAUAAGGGGAUUCAACAAUCCACAGAAGGAGGAGUACUUUGGGAAGAGAAUCAGUGAUGAGAAUCUGGCCAGCAGAGUCAUCAGACACCUGAAGGCAUCCAGGAGCCUCUACAUCAUGUGCCACAUUCCGGUUUUCUGCUGGAUUGCAGCCAUUGUAGUAGAGAGAACAUCAGAAGAAUCAGACAAAGCUGAAAUGCCAAGGACCAUGACUGAAAUGUACACUCACUUUCUCAUCAUUCAGACCAGCAUUAAAAAGAGGAAAUACACAGAGAGAACAGAGACCGAAGAAGAGAUCAUUUUAAAACUGGGGAAACUGGCAUUUCAGCAGCUGGAGAAGGGUAAUCUGAUCUUCUAUGAAAGAGACCUGAAAGAGGCUGGCAUUGAUGUCACCGAAGCGUCAGUGUACUCAGGAGUGUGUACUCAGAUUUUUAGAGAGGAGAUGGAUGUUUACCAGUCGAGGGUGUUCAGCUUUUUGCAUCUGAGCAUCCAGGAGUUCCUGGCAGCAUUAUAUGUGUUUCUCUGCUUCAGCAACCGGCAGAGAAACAAGUAUGACCAACAAUCCUCUCUGCUCUCUGCUCUCCUAAGAGCUGCAACACUUAAUGAACUGCACAAGACUGCAGUGGAUAUGGCCUCACGGAGUAAGAAUGGACACCUGGAUCUUUUCCUGCGCUUCCUUCUGGGCCUCUCACUGGAAUCCAAUCAGAAACUCUUAAAACACCUGCUGCCAAAGACCAGUAGCCAAUCACAGAGCUCAAAGCAGACAAUACAGUUUGUCAAAGAGAAAAUCAGAGGUAAGAGCAGGUCAGACAGAUGGUCAGGCAAAAAUGUCAACCUGUUCUACUGUCUGAAUGAGCUGAAUCAACAUGCUGUAGUGGAGCACAUUGACAGGGAGGAAGGAAAGCUGCAUGUAGAGAUGCUCUUACCUGGGCAGUGGGAAACGAAGGCAUUUGGACUUGAGAUGUCAAUAGAGCAGCUGGACGAGUUUGACCUUCAGAAAUACAUAAAGACACCAGAGGAAGACCAGACUGAACUCCUCAGCCCAAAUGAUGUUCUUCAGAAGCUGGUGCCAUUGGUCACAACAUCCACAGGGGCAACGCUGAUACUCAUUCGCUGCAAUGCACAGAGCUCUCGAGGAGCAGUGAAGCCGAGGAGGAGGCAGAGCCAGAGACAACAAGGGGGAGGGGGAGGAGCAGUGGGGCACGAGGCUCUGCUAGCGUCUUUUGCUCUACAGGUGUAG